UCAAGGACUAUUGAGCGACAUAAACGCGACGUGCGUAUCUCGGUCGCCAUUUUGAAUGGCUGAGGACCCCGCUGGAGAGAUGAGGAUGUGCCGAGGAGGAGUGAUUCCGUGGUACAGGAGGAAAACCUGCCUAAUAUGGACACUGUUGAUUGCGGGGGCUGUCGCCUACCUAGUUUACACCCGGAGGCGACACAUAGCCUUCACACAGUCCUUAAUGGAGCACAUUCCGCAACUUGGCGGAGGCGGGGGUGGCUCGAAUGUCGCAGAGAAAGAAGGUGGAUUCUGGGAAUCACACGGGGGUGAGGAACUGAAAGUCGGCCAUGGAAAGGUUCGCGUGAGGCAACCAGUUCGUGAGCCUGUACACUUUGGCCAGGACAGAGAACCUCAUGUGAAUGAUGUAGAAGAGGUGAAGGUCGAACACAAUAUAGCGAUACAUAAGCCUGUCGUCAAAGUGGAUGAAGUCAUUGACAUAGAUGGGCCGGAUGGGGACGUGCAAAAUGACAAUCAGGAUGUAAAAGAGCCAGCAGACACAGGUCAUAUUCCUGGGGUCAAGGACGAACAAAACAAUAUUGAGGUCAAGGUCGAAAACAAAGUCCCUGAGGUCAAGGACGAAGUUGAGGAUGUAAACAACAACAUUGAAUUUGCAAAGGACAAAGAACCAGUUCAAAACAAAGAGCCGGCGAUGCAAAAACAUGAAGUAGCAAAGAUACUCGGUGCUGACAAAGAGAGACUUGCCGCUCUGAAGCGAAAAUUAGAAUUUGCUCAGAAGGAGGCUAACAAUGUGGCACCGCCUGGUCGCGCUGGGGUGGUGGACGCCGUGCUACCCGACAGAGCAACCCUCAGCACAUGGGACCAUGGGCGACUCGAGUCUACGUUCCACAACUACGUGAUCGUGCCGCAGAUUGAGUGUGCUAUAAUCGCCCCCAUGGGGAAGAAGGGGGACGGGGCAUGGGACGUGUGCCAUGCAGACGGGUACCGCCCUGAACGCCCCUGCUUGAUGUACUCAUUUGGAUUCGAUACAAACUUUAAGUUUGAGGACGACGUUGCUAAAAGAUACGGAUGUGAAACUCAUUAUUUUGACCCAAAGAUGAAGUCGAUGGACGGGCUAAAACGCAUGUCGGGAGUGGUCAUCCAUGCCCUCACGUUGUCAUCGGACAAUGGCCGGACUCCAAGUGGUUGGAAGGUCCGAACACUGGCCACAGUAAAGGACGAAUUGUUUCAUACUAAGGCUAUCGAUAUUCUCAAAGUCGAUAUCGAGGACAACGAAUGGCGAGCGAUACCGGAAAUGUUCGAGAGUGGAGUUAUGGGCAAAGUGAAACAGUUUCUUCUGGAGAUUCACGUCUUGUCUCAGAGCAGGACGGAGCCUUCCAAGGAAGACUACAUAAACUACCUUGUGUUGAUGCGUGAUAUAUACAUAGACGGCUUCAGGAUUGCCCGUACAAGUCCUCACGACAAAAAGAUUAAAUCCAUGUUUGGCGAACAGAGACCUCAGAGCUAUGAUAUCAUGUUUCUGAGGAUUCGAGAGCAGGCGAGAUCAUAAUCUUGGGAGAGAAUGACGUUGGGGUCACGGUUUGCACUGAAAAUUUGAACUUUAAAUCUGAUAUUUUGUUAACAUAGGUGGGGAGCCGAGUGGGUCUGGGGAUGAGGGUGGUGGGUGGGGGUGUCAUGGAAUCCGGACCCCCCUUUUGAAAACCAAUGUAGUAUGUUUGAGACAAUCCCCGCCACUGAGAGAGGAUUUUUAUAUUUUAACAAUGCUGGAUCUAAGCAUGGUUACAGUCGUGAUAUGCUCCAAAACUAAGUGUUCUAUACAGGACACUACGCUCGUAGAGAGUAGCGUGGUGUAGUAUACAUUACAGACACAUCGACACAUCGAUGUACACCGGUAUCGAGGGGGACAGACACUAACAUUGAGGGUACUUCAACCCAUGUCACCUGAUUGACCCGUGGUCAGCCAAUUUACCUUGCAACACACCUUAUCAUAUUGCAGGUUAGUCUCAUGUAUGCAUGCUUUGGUCCGAGUCGGUAAGAAUACCACAGUUAGGCAUUAUCGCAGACGACAAAAAACAAACUCAUUCCCCAAGACCUUUUCAUUCGGAAAAUAUCGUAAAUAUCCGGAGAAUGUCUUACAUAGUUAAUUCGAGAUACAAAAUUGCGGUUCGUAUGUUGCCAACAGUUCGGCAAUUCGAGCGGGGAACAUAGGAGAUGUGUGUUAGCGGAGUACAUUGGAAAUAAUAAUAUGGGUCUCAGCCAAUCAGAAUCCGACUUUCAUGCACAAGCUUAGAUGAUGUGAUUUUCGCGUUCGUUCAUCAUACUAUCCAGGUUCUAUUUAUGUAUAUGUAUAAUUUAUGUAAACCAGCUUUUGUUGAGAUACUCCUACUUAAAGCGGCAAAUAAAAUUACUUACCAAAGUAACUCUAAGGUGCCGGGCAGAAGAAAGAAUACAGUUGAAAAUUGGAUUUGACCCCAAAAUGACAAACGUUUAUAUGAAACCGUUACCAGGCUACCUGCUGUGAGAUAUGAUGCAUUUAAUAUCGCCUAUGAUACCUGUUUCAAAGACAUCACCAUCAAAUAAACAUUUCUUGUUUCCUUUUAGCCAUCA
Molecule: messenger RNA, 2598 nt
Organism: Haliotis rufescens (red abalone)
Lineage: Eukaryota; Metazoa; Mollusca; Gastropoda; Lepetellida; Haliotidae
Exons: 6
Coding region: 56-1540 (494 amino acids)
Source: RefSeq, a predicted model, not a curated record